AUGGCUCCACCGGAAAAGAUUGAGCUGAAGAAACAAGCUCAGCAGCUCAUUGAACAGUACGAUAACUUUCUUUUUGACUGUGACGGGGUUAUUUGGUUGGACGAAAAGCUCAUACCCGGGGUUCUUGAAACGAUUGAACAUUUGGAAAGUCAAGGGAAGCGGUUUGCAUUUGUCACCAACAACUCAUCGAAAUCCAGAGAUACUUAUAUCGAGAAAUUCCAUAGACUUGGAUUCAAGGGCAUUGGUAAACACUUGAUCUAUCCCACAUGCUACGCAGCGGCCAGCUAUCUCAAAGAACAUUUAAAAGUGCCAGCGGGAGCCAAAGUUUGGGUAUUAGGAGACCACGGAAUUGAAACCGAGUUGAAAGAAUUAGGGUAUAUCCCAGUGGGAGGAAGUGAUCCGAGACUCGACGAUGAAUUCCAUCCUCAGCAUGACUUAUUGAAAGUAGAUCCCGACGUACGUGCAGUCGUUGUUGGAUCGACUAAAGCCUUUAAUUACAUGAGAAUUGCUACUACUCUUCAAUACUUACUUCAUGAAAACAAGUCGUUACCCUUCAUUGGCACCAACAUCGAUCGCUCCUACCCGGGCCCAGAGGGACUUAUCUUACCGGCUGGGGGUAGUGUGGUCAACUACAUGAGUUAUACCUCCAAUCGUGAUUUUAUCGAUGUUGGUAAACCAAGUAAACGUUUAUUAGAAACAAUCUUAGAACAAAGAGACUUCGACAAGUCCAAAACCUUGAUGAUUGGCGAUACAAUGUAUACCGAUAUCAAGUUUGGUAAUGAUGGUCAAUUGGGUGGUGAAUCAGGAGGUUCUCUAUUGGUUUUAUCUGGAGGGACUAAAUUAAAAGAUUUACACCAUUUAAUCGAAAACCCAGCUUCUCUACAAGAUGGACCAAGCCUGAUUCCUCUGAAGUACAUCGAGUCGUUUGGCCACAUCAUACACUUGUUAUCCAACUAA
Hyphopichia burtonii NRRL Y-1933 is the source of this 957-nucleotide messenger RNA. RefSeq lists its product as uncharacterized. The transcript has a single exon. The coding region runs from base 1 to 957 and encodes 318 amino acids. Gene Ontology annotation, molecular function: alkaline phosphatase activity; phosphoglycolate phosphatase activity. The record is from RefSeq and is a predicted model, not a curated record. NCBI's taxonomy places the organism in Eukaryota, Fungi, Ascomycota, Pichiomycetes, Serinales, Debaryomycetaceae.